AUGACGUGCGUGCUUGCGAUAAGUUUGUUUUCAUUUGUUUUAUGCGCUGUUCAUGGCGCCUCAUAUUCUGUCAAUCAGGAUAUUAAGAACGUUAAUGUGGUCAGGAAGGUUGAUCUAACUAGCCAUUUAGUGAAAACAAGCGCACAAGUCACAUUCGUCAAUAAUGGUAAAUCUCCAGUUAACUCUUAUCUUGUUUCCGUGGAACCGAAAUAUAAUUCAAAAUUGGCUUUUAUCGGAGCAUCGAUUUCUAAAUCAAAGGAUGACUUUGAAAAGUUGAGUGUUACUGAAGUUUCAGUAGAAAAACAGAGCAACAGUUAUUAUUUGGUUCACCUGAACAAGAAUGUUGUUGAACCUGGAUUUGAACUGACGAUCAUCAUUGAGACAAUUUUUAUUCAUGCUCUGCUUCCGUACCCAUCCCACAUUACUCAGUCUGAGAAGCAAUUUGUGAAAUACAUGGGAAACCUAUACUUUUUUACUUCUUAUGUAACCACCACUCAAACCACUAUUGUUACUUGUUCUUCAUCCAACAUUGAUUCUUACACUAAAGAAAAACCUUACAACAUCAAUGACAGAGUAUUAAAUUAUGGUCCUUAUGAAAAUAUAGAACCUUAUAGUCAGAUUGCUUUAUCUGUCCAUUUUGAAAAUAACACGCCAUUCCUUACUGUGACUAAAAUGACUCGAGUGAUUGAAGUGUCACAUUGGGGAAACAUUGCAGUAGAAGAGACUUUUGAUAUUAGUCAUACAGGAGCCAUUUUAAAAGGCUCAUUUUCAAGACAUGAUUAUCAAAGAAAUCAAGAUGGAGUAUCUUCUGUUAAAUCAUUCAAAACUUUAUUACCAGCUUCAGCGAGAGAUGUAUACUAUAGAGAUGAAAUUGGAAAUAUAUCAACAAGUAGUUUGAGAGAAAGUGAAGAUGGACUUGAAUUAGAAUUAAAACCCAGAUUCCCUCUUUUUGGUGGAUGGAAGACCCAGCAUUACAUUGGCUACAAUGUUCCUAGCUACCAAUAUCUUUACAACAAGGGAGAUAAGUUUGCAUUGGUCAUGAAAUUGGUGGACCAUAUAUUUGAUGAUCAGGUCGUUGAUGAUUUCACUCUCAAGAUUAUUUUGCCUGAAGGAGUGAAGGACAUAGUGUUACAGACACCAUAUGAAGUGAACAGAGAGUCAGAUGAACUACACGCAACUUACCUGGAUACUACAGGUAGACCUGUCAUAAUUGUUACCAAAGGACAGCUUGUCGAACAGCACAUUCAAGAUUUUCAAUUGCACUACACCUUUUCCAAAUACCUUUUAUUGAGGGAACCUUUGCUUGUCUUUGCUGCAUUCUUCAUAUUGUUCCUCACUGUCAUUGUUUAUGUUAGAUUGGACUUUUCAAUCACAAAAGAUGAAGCCAGUGAAUUAAAACUAAGAAUGGCAAGUUUGGUGAAGCAAACAGUAGAUAGCCAUGAAAGAAGAAGUUCAUUGUACCAGAGUUAUGAAGAUGCAAUCAACAAAUACAAGGCAAGUAAGGAAGCUGGAACAUUCAAGAACAAUCAAAAGAAGAUUGAUGGCGACCACAAACAAUUGACUCAACAGAUUGCCGCUUUCCAACUAAAGCUUAAAGCAGAGGGUUCUGAUGCUGCUGAAAAAGUGCUGGAGCUGCAACGUUUGGAUGUUCAAGUGCGAGAUCAGAUCAGUCUGCUGAUAACCAAUGCAGAGAAACUUAUCAAUGGUCGCCUACAGAAGCAGCAAUACAGCGAAAUUGAUAAGGGAAUCCACGAGAAAAAAGAUGAUCUCUGUCGUAAAAUGGAUGCCAUCAUUGCAUCUCUCUAA
This is a messenger RNA of Helobdella robusta, 1806 nucleotides long. RefSeq lists its product as hypothetical. The transcript has 10 exons. Lineage: Eukaryota; Metazoa; Annelida; Clitellata; Rhynchobdellida; Glossiphoniidae. The record is from RefSeq and is a predicted model, not a curated record. Bases 1 to 1806 code for a protein of 601 amino acids. Gene Ontology annotation, cellular component: membrane; oligosaccharyltransferase complex.